Messenger RNA from Eimeria acervulina, 1182 nucleotides. RefSeq names its product receptor for activated C kinase, RACK protein, putative. Gene Ontology annotation, molecular function: ribosome binding; translation regulator activity; protein kinase C binding. The transcript has 6 exons. NCBI's taxonomy places the organism in Eukaryota, Apicomplexa, Conoidasida, Eucoccidiorida, Eimeriidae. Gene Ontology annotation, cellular component: cytosol; nucleus. The record is from RefSeq and is a predicted model, not a curated record. Bases 1 to 1182 code for a protein of 393 amino acids. Gene Ontology annotation, biological process: rescue of stalled cytosolic ribosome; positive regulation of protein phosphorylation.
AUGAGCGUUUCAGUGGAUUCCCCCCUCGUCUUCAAGGGCGUCCUUGAGGGCCACACCGACUGGGUGACGGCCAUAUCUACGCCCACCGCCACGAGCAACACGAUCAUAUCUUCUUCCCGAGUACAUUACUUCGUGGGACAGGCUGAUGACACGAGAUCCCAGCUCACCUGUAGACCUGUUGGUCAAUGCCACGAGAAAUCUCCGAGGAGCGUCCCAGACGCUGCUCCUGAGAGUCCCUCGAUAUUGUGCUCUAGGAUGACACGAGAUCCCAGCUCACUUGUAGACCCGAUGGUCAAUGCCGCGGGAAAUCUCCGAAGGCGCAGAGACGUCGUUCCUGAUGGAUCAUAUAAGAAGAUCAUCGUGUGGAAUUUGAACAAUUCUCCUGAUGCUGAAAGCGUCGGCUUUGCUCGCCGGGCGCUCACUGGGCACUCCCAGUGCGUGCAGGAUGUUGUGAUUUCAAGUGACUCGAACUUCGCGCUGUCCGGUUCCUGGGAUAAGACCCUGCGUCUAUGGGACUUGAACGUAGGAGAAACCGUCCGCACCUUCCAGAAGCACACCUCCGACGUCAACUCUGUCGCCUUCAGCGCAGACAACAGGCAAAUCGUCUCGGGCUCCCGCGAUAGAACCGUUCGCCUGUGGAACACCCUUGCAGAUUGCAAGUACACCAUCGAGGAAGGCCAGCACACCGAUUGGGUCUCGUGCGUCAGAUUCUCUCCGUCACCCAAGGAGCCUCUUAUUGUCUCAUGCGGCUGGGACAAGCUCGUCAAGGUCUGGAGUUUGACGACUUGCAAGCUCAUGACCAAUCUUGUAGGCCACACAUCGGUUCUGUACACAGUAACGGUUUCUCCUGAUGGCUCGCUGUGCGCCUCCGGUGGCAAGGACGGAGUUGCCAUGUUGUGGGACGUCAGCGAGGGCAAGCAUCUGUACUCCUUGGACGCGAGCUGCACCAUCAAUAGCCUUUGCUUCUCUCCUUGCAACUACUGGCUGUGCGCUGCAACGGACAAAUCCGUCAAGAUCUGGGACCUCGAGAAUAAGAAUGUGCUCGAUGACAUUCAUCCAGACGAGCCAAUCAAGAGCGGUAUUCCAUGGUGCACUUCUCUCAACUGGUCGUAUGAUGGCCGCACUCUGUUCGUUGGGACGACAAGUGGCAAGAUCUACGUAUACGAGAUCGCAGAGGAGUAG